Molecule: messenger RNA, 1199 nt
Organism: Bicyclus anynana (squinting bush brown)
Lineage: Eukaryota; Metazoa; Arthropoda; Insecta; Lepidoptera; Nymphalidae
Product: C-type lectin domain family 10 member A
Exons: 6
Coding region: 99-1019 (306 amino acids)
Source: RefSeq, a predicted model, not a curated record
ACUAUUAAUGGUUUAUCGGUUUAAUUUGGUAAACAGGAAAAAAUAUCUAUAACAUUCCUUGCGACGUUCAUUUGAGCGAGAAAUUCGCACAAUUCAACAUGUUUACAAAAGUAUUAUAUCUUACUUUAUUGUUGGCUUGCUGCGGGUCUAUCGAAUGCAAGAACUUCCGCUCCGACUACAAGUACCACAACACCGUCGACGCCUGGCUGAAGUUCCACGCUGUGCCGGGCACGUGGCGAGAGGCGCAGCAGAGAUGCUUCUUGGAAGGCGCAAUCCUAGCUUCGCCUGUCGAUGCGGCCUGGCAAGCUGCAAUAAUUGCUCAAAUCAAUGCCACCACGUCCAACGGUGCUAACAUCUAUACGGGAAUACAUUCCAUCUACUCUAAAGGAUAUUUCCAUUCUAUUGAAGGUGUACCUUUGGCUAAAAUGUCUCUACAGUGGAUGUCCGGGCAGCCGGACAACUUUGGCAACAGCGAGGACUGCAUCGUUUACUCCCGCGGUGAAAUAGCUGACGUUAACUGCUCCGAAGUUUUUCCCUUCGUGUGUUAUAAGAACAGUAUCGACAACACGUCUGUGAUGCCGUGUGGAACUAUUGACAAAAAGUACGAAUUUGUCGCGGAUACCGGCAGUUGUUACAAGUUUCACAGCAACCACGUCACAUGGGCCGAGGCGUACAAGUUCUGCGCGGCAGAGGGCGCUUAUCUCGCUGUAAUCAACAACAAGGAAGAAGCUAACAGGCUGGCGGAACUUCACAAGAAACACUAUCCACAGUCCACUGAACAGUAUGUCACUCUCAUCGGGGUGCAUGAUGCGUACAAAGAUGGAAUUUGGAGAACUAUUCAAGGUCAAACGCUGGAGGUGGCAGGGUACGCAGAGUGGGAAAGGGGUCAACCGGACAACGCUGGCGCGGGUAAGGCCUGCGGAGCCAUGUUCCCCAACGGGAAGCUGGAUGACUUCUGGUGCAACCAAGACACCAAGUUCCUGUGUGAGAAGGACCCGAACAACUUGCAGGAUUCUUAGUAGUCAUCUACCAAUAUAGAGGAGUUUUUUAUAAUCGUAUAUUAGUUCGAACAGUAGCAAUUUCAUUUUGAUAAAAUUUAAUAUAUUGUAUAAUAAUUUUGAUAUACGAGUACUAUUUUAGCAGUAACAAGGGGAGAAGAAAUUGCUCAGCUCUUCUUGCAUACUAGAUUGAUUAGUAGU